Coregonus sp. 'balchen' is the source of this 472-nucleotide messenger RNA. Lineage: Eukaryota; Metazoa; Chordata; Actinopteri; Salmoniformes; Salmonidae. The record is from the annotation of a GenBank genome assembly.
AUUGUAAUAUCCCCCCCCCCCCCUCCUCUCCACUCCCUGACAGACGGCCGGUCCUCUACAGUCCAUAUGGGUCGUUCCCUGGCAGUAGACCUGUCCAGUUCCCUGACCCCUCUGACCAGAGAGCGUAAGUCGUCCUGCCCCAGUCCACUCUUCCCAGCCCGUCCUGUUCACCUUCGACGUCCCGGUCCGCCACGGCGGGUCGCACAGUCAACACGGUAACCACGGUUUUGAUUCGAUUUGAUUUAAAAUAACAUUUAAACACACAAUUCAACCACACGUGGACACGAUGCAUUUAAAAUCACUGAGGGAUAAUAAAAAAUAAAAAUAAAAAGUUGAGAAGUGAUUUUCCAUUGUGGUCCUCUUGUUGCAGGGUAACCACGACAACCACGGUGGCUCCCUGUCCAACAGCGCUCCGCAGGACUACCUUCUACUACAUCAGUGCAUGAGCAGGAAGACUGAGAGCGCACGGUAA